This is a messenger RNA of Penicillium robsamsonii, 1017 nucleotides long. Its product is annotated as recombinase DMC1. NCBI's taxonomy places the organism in Eukaryota, Fungi, Ascomycota, Eurotiomycetes, Eurotiales, Aspergillaceae. Gene Ontology annotation, biological process: DNA strand invasion; DNA recombinase assembly; chromosome organization involved in meiotic cell cycle. The record is from RefSeq and is a predicted model, not a curated record. The coding region runs from base 1 to 1017 and encodes 338 amino acids. Gene Ontology annotation, cellular component: nucleus; condensed nuclear chromosome. Gene Ontology annotation, molecular function: single-stranded DNA binding; double-stranded DNA binding; ATP hydrolysis activity. The transcript has 7 exons.
AUGCCGGGCUCGAUUGGAAGCGAUGAAUUCGACGACGACGAGAGCUUCAUUCUGGAUAUCGACGGUAUACAAGCCCAUGGCAUUGGUGCAGCCGACAUCACUAAGCUAAAGACCAACGGAUUCUACACGAUUGCUUCCGUCCACGGCGCCACCCGAAAAACCCUUCUCAAAAUCAAAGGAUUCAGCGAAGUCAAGGUCGAGAAAAUCAAAGAGGCAAUUCAAAAAUGCCUUCCCGCAGCCUCGGGUUUCGUCACAGCAAUGGAACUCCAUCAUCAACGUAAGAAAGUCGUCCGCAUCUCAACCGGUAGCAAGCAAUUUGACUCCAUCCUCAAUGGCGGCUUCCAAAGCAUGAGCAUCAGCGAAGUCUUCGGCGAAUUCCGCUGUGGCAAAACACAACUCUCGCACACAAUGUCCGUAGUCGCCCAACUACCGAAGGAAGCAGGCGGGGCAGCUGGCAGAGUUGCCUACAUCGACACAGAGGGCACAUUCCGACCCGAGCGCAUUGCUCAAAUUGCCGAACGGUUCGGAAUGGACCCCGACACGGCGCAAGAGAAUAUUUCCUACGCGCGCGCACUGAACAGCGAGCACCAGUUCGAGCUGCUGAAUACACUUUCUCAGGCAUUUGCGGGUGGCGAGUAUCGAUUGCUUGUUAUUGAUAGUAUUAUGAACUGUUUUCGUGUUGAUUAUUGCGGUCGUGGGGAGUUGGCGGAUCGGCAACAGAAAUUGAAUCAGUUUUUGAUGAAGCUAGCGCAUAUGGCUGAAGAGUUUAAUGUUUGUGUCUUGAUGACAAACCAGGUCCAGAGUGACCCUGGUGCUAGUGCUCUCUUCGCUGGAGCUGAUGGUCGCAAGCCGGUUGGUGGUCAUGUUCUUGCUCAUGCUUCCACUACUCGUGUGCUCCUUCGGAAGGGUCGUGGUGAUGAGCGAGUUGCGAAGAUCCAGGAUUCUCCUGACUGCGCUGAGCGUGAGGCAAUCUAUGUUAUUACCAAUGGAGGGAUCAAUGAUCCUGACAAGGCUUGA